Messenger RNA from Colius striatus (speckled mousebird), 986 nucleotides. It is a transcript of the gene SHISA4, whose product is annotated as shisa family member 4. Lineage: Eukaryota; Metazoa; Chordata; Aves; Coliiformes; Coliidae. The transcript has 5 exons. The record is from RefSeq and is a predicted model, not a curated record. The coding region runs from base 8 to 616 and encodes 202 amino acids.
CGCCGGGAUGGGGCCCGGUGGCCCCGGGAGCGGCUGGCCGCUGGCCGGGACCGUGCUGGUGGCCGUGGCCGCCUCGCUGGUGGCUGGGGGCGAGGACUGCCUGUGGUACGUGGACAGGAACGGCUCGUGGCACCCGGGCUUCGACUGCGACUUCCUCACCUUCUGCUGCGGGACCUGCCACCAGCGCUACUGCUGCCGGGACCCCCUGAGGCUGCUCAGCCAGAGGCAGCAGCGCCACUGCCUCGCCUUCAGCCCCAAGACCCUGGCGGGCAUCGCCUCAGCCGUCGUGCUCUUCAUCGCCAUCGUCACCACCAUCGUCUGCUGCUUCAUGUGCUCCUGCUGUUACCUCUACCAGCGCCGGCAGCGCCUCCGCACCCCCCUGCAAGCCCCCGAGAUCCCGCUCUCCAGCUACCCCCCUGCGCCACCCCCCGCCCCUUUCCCAGGGGACCCCAAAGCCGGGCCUGUGCCCCCCCAGCCCGGCUUCACCCCCAUGGCCAUGUACCCGCCGCCUGGCCCCGCUGCCCACUACCCGCUCUACCCCUCCGGCCCCCCCGUCUACAAUCCCACAGCACCUCCACCCUACGUCCCGGCACAGCCCAGCUACCCCGGAGCCUGAGCACCCGCGGGCACCCCGGCACCCCCCUGCUCCCCGCCGCCGGCCAGCGGGGACGAGCUGGGGACCCUCAUCCCCCAGCGCUGGGGCCGGGGGGGCACCGGGAUGGCGGCCGGAUCAGCCCCUUUCCCGGCCGUCCCGGGGAUGACCCCGUGCCAGCAGCACAGGGCGGCCCUUGUCCCGCACACUGGGCCCUUUGUGGGUGCCUCCAGCCCGGCUAUGGGUGCCAACAGCCCCGUGCACCCAUGGAAGGGGGGGUGGUGGUGCCUGGAGGCCCCCCCGACGGCUGUGCAUCAGCGCAGCCCCGCACGCCCGCCGCCAGAUCCGGCCCCGCAUCUUCUCCUCCCCCCGGGGUUGGCAUUAAAGCGCAUCU